This is a messenger RNA of Gopherus evgoodei (Goodes thornscrub tortoise), 4671 nucleotides long. RefSeq names its product ADAM metallopeptidase domain 11 (gene ADAM11). Bases 325 to 2637 code for a protein of 770 amino acids. Gene Ontology annotation, biological process: proteolysis. Gene Ontology annotation, molecular function: metalloendopeptidase activity. The record is from RefSeq and is a predicted model, not a curated record. The transcript is spliced from 27 exons. NCBI's taxonomy places the organism in Eukaryota, Metazoa, Chordata, Testudines, Testudinidae.
UCCUCUCUCCCUGCUAAUGUUGGGCUUUUCUCUCUGUCACUGCAGGCUCAGGAUGGAGAACUGGCAGCCGCUGGGCACUGCAGCCUAGAACCCCCUGCCCCAAUUGCUUCUCCUGUCUCACACCCUCCAUUUGUGCUGGCUUUCAAAGGUCCAUUUCUCCCUCCCUCCUCGUCUGGCAAAAGAAAGCAAAGGAAAAGCGCGCCCACCUCUCAAUGUGAAGCCACGAGAGGAAGAAAGGGCACGAAGGUCUCUCUCCUGAGCAGCGUGAGCCCAGCCGGGGCAGAUCCCAGCACACGCUGAGCCUGGGGGGAUUAUGAGGCAAACAUGAGCCUCCUGCAGCAGUGGGUGUUAGCAGCUUUCAUCUCCCUCGUGCCUCAGUCAGGUCGCGCUAAGGCGGAGACGCAGCCUGGUGCUUUGCAGGGGAGGUUUCCCAGCCCUAGAUGGGACACAAGGCCGGUCGCUUCAGAAAUCACCCACCCCAGCAGGUUAGUGGCGCAGAGCACGGGAGGAGAAGUCCAGAAGCAUCAGCUGGACACCAGGGUCAGGAAUGCGCCUCGAGGAGGAGGCAGCCCCUUUGUGCACCUGGCCCAGGUGAGCUUCCUCAUUCAUGCCUUUGGCUCGGCCUUCACCUUGGACCUGGAGCUCAACCACCACCUGCUCUCCUCUAGCUACGUGGAGCGGCACUAUGGCCAGGAUGGGAACAGCAGCCACAGCACGGGAGCGGGGGAGCACUGUUACUAUCAGGGCAAACUCCGAGGGGAGGCGAGGUCCUUGGCAGCUCUGUCCAGCUGCCGUGGUCUGCACGGAGUCUUCUCAGACGGGAGGGAUAUGUACCUGAUUGAGCCCCGCAGAGCAGCCGAGCGUUGGCAGGAGCCUCUGCCUCACCUGAUCCAGCGCAUGCCUGCUCCCCGCCCUGCUCAGGGGUGCACAGAGCCAGGUUGCCUGUUUGCAGCCCUGAGACACCAGGGCCCAGACACCCUGCCCAGACUGCGGAGGAGGCGGCAGGUGCGGCGAGCCCAGCACACCGUGCACAGCGAGACCAAGUACAUCGAGCUGGUGGUGGUCAACGACCAUCAUCUGUUCGAACAGAUGCGCCGAUCUGGGAUCCUCACCAGCAACUUUGCCAAGUCCGUGGUGAACCUGGCGGACAUGCUAUACAAGGAGCAGCUGAACACGCGCAUCGUGCUGGUGGCCAUGGAAACGUGGGCCUCUGAGGACAAGAUCCACGUGGGGGAGGAUUCGCUGCAGACGCUGAGCGAGUUCAUGAGAUACCGGACGGAGGCGCUGCCGGAGCAGAGCGAUGCUGUCCACCUCUUCUCCGGAAGGACGUUCCAGAGCAGCCGCAGCGGGAGUGCCUACGUGGGAGGGAUCUGCUCGCUCACCCGGGGCGGGGGUGUCAAUGAGUACGGGAACGUCGGCGCCAUGGCUGUAACUCUGGCUCAGACCCUCGGGCAGAACGUCGGCAUGAUGUGGAACAAGCAGCGGCGCGCCGCAGGGGACUGCCGGUGUCCAGAUUCCUGGCUGGGAUGCAUCAUGGAAGACACGGGGUAUUACCUCCCGCGCAAGUUCUCCCGCUGCAGCAUCGAGGAGUACAGUCAGUUCCUGCAGGAGGGUGGGGGCAGCUGCCUCUUUAACAAACCCUUAAAGCUGCUGGACCCCCCUGAGUGCGGCAAUGGCUUUGUGCAGGCCGGAGAGGAAUGCGACUGCGGCUCGCUUGUGGAGUGUGCAAAGGGCGGCGGCAACUGCUGCAAGAAAUGCACCCUGACGCAUGAUGCCAUGUGCAGCGACGGGCUCUGCUGCAAAGGCUGCAAGUACGAGCGGCGGGGCACACCGUGUCGGGAAGCCGUCAAUGAGUGUGACAUCCCGGAGAGCUGCACAGGGGACUCCAGCCAGUGCCCGCCCAACCUGCACAAGCUGGAUGGCUACUUCUGUGACCACGAGCAGGGCCGGUGCUAUGGGGGCAGGUGCAAAACCAGGGACAGACAGUGCAAUGCACUCUGGGGGCGUGCUGCUGCCGACAGGUUCUGCUACGAGAAGCUGAAUGUGGAAGGGACCGAGAGAGGGAGCUGCGGGCGCAAGGGCCCAGCCUGGGUGCAGUGCAGCAAGCAAGACGUCCUGUGCGGCUACCUGCUGUGCACCAACAUCACGGGCGUGCCGCGGCUGGGCGAGCUCAGCGGGGAGAUCACCACUAUGACCUUCUACCACCAGAACAGAUACGUCGACUGCAGAGGUGGGCAUGUCGAGCUGGUGGAUGGCUCGGAUCUGAGCUACGUGGAGGACGGCACGCCCUGCGGCCCCGGCAUGCUGUGUCUUGACCACAAAUGCCUUCCCGCAGCAGCCUUCAAUUUCAGCGCCUGCCCUAGCAGCUGGGACGGGAUGAUCUGCUUUGAUCAUGGGGUCUGUAGCAACGAGGGCAAGUGCAUCUGCCACGCUGACUGGACGGGGAAGGACUGCAGUGUCUACGACCGCAUCCCGGAGCCCAAGCCCACCGGCGAAACCGAGAGAUACAAGGGUCCCAGCGGCACCAACAUCAUUAUCGGCUCCAUUGCUGGCGCUGUGCUGGUGGCGGCCAUUGUCCUGGGAGGAACUGGCUGGGGAUUUAAGAACAUCCGGAGAGGAAGGUCGGGAGGGGUCUAGCCCCACCACCCCCUCCUGUCGGCUCUCUGCCUGCCCUUCCAAAGGGGAGGGGAGAAGUCACCUAAAAACCAAACCAGCCACCAAAUAAUGAUGCGACGAGGGGGUGAACAAUCAGUGACGUCUUCCGCUGCUGCCCGGCACCUGGCAUGGCCCUGGCUGCACCUGGCGGGGCCGGGAGGGGGCCCGAUGGCACAGACUCUGCGUGGACCCCACAGCCUUGUUUGCAGCUGGCCAAGGGCACUAUCUCCUCGACGGGCCAGCUGCCGCCCAUCCCUGCCUGAAUGUAGCUUCCACUCCCACUGCACUGUACUACCACCAAGGAAUGUACCCGCUCACAGCCCACAGACCACGGCACGCCACCCACCUGCUGCCCGCGGGCGGACACGCUCACGUUCCUGUUGCACGGGGUCUGGGCGGCACAGCUAACAGCGGGCAACGGAGCGCAGGGGACAGGCGAGGAGCCGGCUGGAAUGGAGGCAGAGCCACCUCGUGACCUAGGGGCUGCCUGGGCUCCCAUCAUUCGCGUGGCCUGGCCUCAGCCCUCAGCACAUCUCCAGCGUGACCCAUUGCCGGCACCAGUUGCUGGGGAGCUUGGUGCCCUGCCGUGCCGAUGGGGCUGGGAUUUUGCCAGGGAUAUUUUUUAAUGUAAAGCAACACAAUGAAUGUAGCUGGGGGGCAGCAUGGAGCUGGGUGAUUGCUGGGGGGUGGCAGGGAGAGGGUUUAGACAUUGGUCUCGCAUCGCCCGCUCACCCCACCCAACAGCUGCAAACAAGUGGGGAGGCGAAGGUACGCCUGUGCCUGGCCUCCAGCUCAAACCUGCCCAGCCCCAACUCAGGAGUCUGCUCCCAUGGGAGCCCAGCACCGCCCUCCCACUCCCAGGAAUGGGGACCAAGCCCACAGGCAAACCAAACCCAAACUGCCAUGGAGCGUCCAGGUGGGGCGGUCACGGCGUGAAUGGCACAGUGUCUGUGCUGGUAAGCGCCAAAGCUACUCUCGCACCAACACACAUUGGGCCAAUACCAGCGAGCCCCUCCCCAACCUUGUCUCUCUAACUCCUGGGCCCGAUGCAGCUACACCACUGCCGACAAACUGCCACGGGAAGCUCACGGCACCCGCCACAGCCAGCCCUGCACCGCUGGGUUCUCUGACCAGCAGCUGGCAUGUCCACCACUACACCCCACCCUCUCUCAGGCUCUUAUGCCCAACUGCGAGUCAGGACUCCUGGGUUCUCAGGCACUGACUCACUAUGCAGCCUCAGGCAAAUCACUUCCCCUUCGUGUGCCUCAGUUUCCCCAUCUGACGCAUAGGUGUGAUGCUGCUGAGCUGCCAGGAGGGACUGUGCUGGCUCUGCCUGUCACUGCCAAGGGCCGCCUCUCCUCACCGAGAAGAGGCUGUUUCAUUAGAGUCAUUCCUCUGAGCCCAAGCGCCCCCGGCUUCUGGGCAGGGAGCUGUGAGGCUGGAGGCCCAGCCAGGCUCCCCACCCCACGCACUGCAGGCACAGCUCUUUCCAUGCCAGGGAUGGCCUGUGCGGGCUGGGCCCUGGCACUGCAGGCUGUGGGGCUAGCAGAGAAGCAGGCCUGGGGAGGGACAUCAGCCAGGGAUGCGCUUCUGCUGCUUGGGCAGGGAAUCUGCUUGCUCCCUUUGGGAGAAAAUGCCAGACAGCGAAUUGCCUCCUGAGCAGGUCCAUGGCCAGCCAACACCUUCACAGGGCCCCUAGGGCCUCAGACCCCUUGGAGACAGUUACCCACCCUUUCCAGCUGCUGCACCACUGCUCCGGCAGCAGGAGAACUGGCCCAGCAGGGCCACUGGGCAGCCCUGCAAAGUUCCUCGCCCUCACUGGCCCCGGAACGUGGCUUAUUUGGCUUGGCAAGUGGCUAUGGUGGGGUUUCCAGCCCUGGCCCCAGGGUGUGGCUGGUGGCUUUGGGUAGAGUAACCAGAUAACACCCGAGGAGGGCUGUGACCCUGUCACGGAGUCACCGGGCGAUGCUCUGGAACUGCUCCCCACCAAGCCAGUCAGGACUUUGGGGAGCCUCC